AUGCCCACCUCACCCGGCAAUCCCGGUCAUGGGCUCGCCGGAUCAAGAUCCGUGCCUUUGGCCCUGCUUUGCCUGCUCCUCCUCAGCCUGACGGUCAACUCGGCCUGCUGUGUGCCGGUGGCCGGCACCAAGAUCUUCAUCCACCCCGGGUCCGCGGGGCUCACUCGCGAUCUGUUGUUCUCCACCGAGGCGCCGGCCGGCGACAUGGGCGCCGUGGCGCUCGGGCGCUGGCCCGAGGUGGGCCCCAUCGCCGAGAGCUCGGCCACCGAGGCCCGCCGCGCAUGCAUGCUCGGCCCGACAGGCCGGCUCUUUGACAGUGAGGUGCUCCUGCAUGUGGAGCUCCUCCGAGCCGCGCACCGGUGCAUCCACGGGGCCCGGUCGCCGGUGGUGCCGAUCCUCUCGGGGGAGGAACUGCUCUGCCCCUUUGUGGCCACGCCCGACGAGGCGGACUGGGUCUUCGUGCCGGUGUAUGCCAUGCGCUAUGGCUGCCGGGAAACCGUGGCCGAAAUGCGCCAGGGGAAGGCCCUGCGCCGGUUUUCCGACCACUGGGUCGAGGCCGCCUUCUAUCAGGCCCUUGACGAGAUGCUCCGAGACACACGUGUCCCCCUCGGCCGCAUGGUCCUCUUCUCGGGGCAUGGCGAGGGCCUGGCCUUCAUCCAGCGGGCUUUGGCCCGCCUGGCCGGAGAGCGCCCGCUGGCGGCCGGACGCGCGCAGCCGGGUCCGCUGGUUAUCACCACGAACGGCAGCCGGCGAUCGGGCUAUACGCCCGAGGAGCACUAUGUGGCCCCGGCACGCGUGACCGAUGCGACGUUGGAUGUUCUGGUGGCCCGAAUGGAUCGCCUGCUGGGGCAGCACGCCCGCUCGGCGGCGGGCCGGGGCUGUCCCCCGGGGCAUGAGCGUGACGCCACCGACCGAGCAUGCCGGCCCAUCGGCCAGGCACCUUCGACCGAGCUGCUUCUGGCCGAGUGGCGCCAGAAGGCAAUCCGGUCCAGCUUCCACGGGACCAUCCAGCGGGACUUCCCCCACUCGCGCGGGGUGCGCCAGCUCUUGCAGGCUCUGUCCGAGGGGCAUGCAUUGUGGGAGGAUGCGCGCCGGGCCGUGGGAGCCGGGCCCGCCGUGGCACGCCUGGCCCUGGGCAAGGACCCACGCAAUCGGCCCGGCGAGGAGUCCCGCUUUUGCCUCUGUCCGCCGGGCUUCUAUGAGUGGUCGCCCCGGCCACUGGAGGCCAUGAUGCUGGGCUGCGUGCCGGUGAUCUUCGGCGACGACCUGGAAGCCCCGGGCCCGGGGGAGCCAGACCUUUCCCGGCGGGCAGUCCUUCGUGUCAGCUACUCGACCGCCGGCCGGCGUCUCGAUCAGUCUCUGGCCCAGACGGAGCUCCGAUCUGAAGGGGCCAUUGGGGCAAUGCUGGCCGGCGGGCUGGACAUCGCCCGCAAGGGCGCCUACAGCGUCGACCUCGAGGAGGCUGUCCGCCGGUGGCAGGCCGCCGCCACCAGCAUGCCCGCCUCGGCCUCGGCCUCGGCCUCGGCCUCGGCCCCGGACCCGGGCGAGGUGUGGGUGAAUGCAGGGCUGGUCAACGAGUUCGUCACGUGGCUGUCACGGGCGGCCUCGCCCCCCUGA
Molecule: messenger RNA, 1617 nt
Organism: Fonticula alba
Lineage: Eukaryota; Rotosphaerida; Fonticulaceae
Exons: 6
Coding region: 1-1617 (538 amino acids)
Molecular function (GO): glycosyltransferase activity
Source: RefSeq, a predicted model, not a curated record